AUGCAGUUGCACCAAAACAGAAAGAGCUUCUUCAAUAUGUUGAAGGGUUUUGCAAGAGAGCAUAUUGGAGCUAAAACUGAGUACGAUUUUGGAAGGGUGAGAGUUCACGGUGAAAGAUCACUUGGAAACAAUAGAAGGGCACGUUUCAAUGCAUUAUAUCAAGUUCCAGAAUAUUGUGACAUCAACAAAAUUAAGGGGAAGUUUGAUGGCAAAACUGUCAUCAUUACAAUUCCAACGAUUCCAGGGAAAGUCCCUAAGAAAGAAACACAACCAACUGAACAAGAACCACCCAAAGAACCAUCACAAGAAGCAGAAUCAAAUCCAGAGGAAGAAAAAGAAGGUACUCCUCCUUCAGAUGAUAAUCAAGAAAGUAAAGAAGAGGCUGGCCAUGCGACUUCAACUUCAAACCCACCAAAUGCCUCACAAGAAGAGUCUAUGGAUCAAAAGGGUCAAGAGGGAAUUCCCCAAAAAGCUACACUUAACAAAGUUGAAAGUGAAAAACAUGUUGGUCAAGAGGCUUCUUCAACUUCAACGCCACCAAAAGACACACAAGAGUCUAAGGCUCAAAAGGGUCAAGAAGGAAUUCCCACAAAAGUUGAUAGUAAAACACAAGUUGCUCACGAGGCUUCUUCAACUUCAACCCCACCACAAGACACGCAAGAGUCUUGCCUCAAAAGGGGUCAAGAAGCAAUUCCCCCAAAUGCUACACCAACAACAAAUGCCAAGCUUCAAGGAGAGGAAAAGUUUGAAGGGGAAAUUGAUGAAAAUGUGGAAAAGCAAAAGGUUCUUGGAAAGGAAGAAACUAAAGACCAUUCCGAGAAGCCUUUGGAAUCAGGAAAGCCACCUGAGAAGGUUGUGGUGGAUGAUUCCCCCAAAAAAGAAGGCAAAGAAGAAAGUAAAGGGUUGGCCGCAUUUGAAGGAGAGAAGCGAAGGGAAAUAAAUGGGAAAAUUAGCAAUGAUGUUGGAAGAAAGAGUGAUAAGAAGGCCAAGCCUGACUCAACAAUAAGGGCAACAAUUAAGGAAGUGGCUGCUUCUGCUUCUCAAGCUAUGACUAGUCUAGCAAAGAAGUUCAAUGAAGAAGAUAAACAAAGGAUAGCAUACAUGGGUACAGCAGUUCUUGCGGUGGCACUAGGAGUUUAUGCUACCUACAAGCUUCGUUCACGUGUACCAUAG
Molecule: messenger RNA, 1173 nt
Organism: Glycine soja
Lineage: Eukaryota; Viridiplantae; Streptophyta; Magnoliopsida; Fabales; Fabaceae
Product: inactive protein RESTRICTED TEV MOVEMENT 2-like
Exons: 3
Coding region: 1-1173 (390 amino acids)
Source: RefSeq, a predicted model, not a curated record